Paramecium octaurelia is the source of this 1228-nucleotide messenger RNA. The record is from the annotation of a GenBank genome assembly. Lineage: Eukaryota; Ciliophora; Oligohymenophorea; Peniculida; Parameciidae.
AUGAAUCACUUCUAAUCUUUUGAAAACAGCAAUUUACAAGAAAUCGAUCCUCUAGCUCUUGAUAAAAAUCAAUCUCUACCUUUAAAUACAAAGAAUUCUUCCAGAAGAGCCUGGUCUUAGAAAGAAGACAACCAACUCAGGUGUGCAAUUAAAUUGUACGGCACGAAUUGGUUGACUGUCGCUUCAGCUUUAUAAAAUAGAAAUCCUUCUCAAUGUGCUUAGAGAUGGAAACGGAUAAAGCCACAAAAUGUAAAAUAUUUUUUUCACAUUAGGAAUAUAGUAAAAGAUAAAUAUGGACAAAAAAAGAGGAUUAAUUAUUAAUGCACUUUGUUUAAAUCUAUUAAAAUAAUUGGGUUGAAAUAGCCCGAAAUAUCCCUAAUAGAACGAGCAAACAAGUUAGAGAACGAUUUGUAAACAAGUUAAAUCCCGAAAUCAAUCAAGAGCCAUUCACAGAUGCCGAAGACAAGCUUAUAAUUGAGGGAUUCAAGAAUUUUGGGUCGAAGUGGUGCAAAAUCUCCAAGAUGUUACAAGGUAGACCGGUAUUAUAACAAAUAUAUAUAUAGGAAAAUAUAAUUAAAAAUAGAUUUUAUUCAUAUCUUCGAAAGCAUUAUUUGAAAAUUGAUAACCCUUACUAUGUUAUUCCUUAGCCAAAUUAAGAAUUAUCUCAUUCGUUUUAUCGGGAACACAAAGAAAAUAGAGUCAAAAAAAUUUAGAAACACAAGAAAGUAAUUGUUUCAUUUUAUUUUGAAGUUUUCAAAAAUAACUAAUUCUAGGGCUAUCAAAAAAUAAUAAAAAAGUUAAUCCAUCUAAUUUAAAUCCAAUCUCGAUGACCAAGAUUAAAUAGAAAACUAAAUACCUUAUUAAGCAUCAAAUAAACAAGAAAAAUAAGAAAAAUUACAAUGCAGAGUACAAGAUCAACAGGAAUCGUUAAAUCUAGUAAAAACUGAAGAGCCAUUAGAAAAUGAGUAGGAGGCAAAACUUCAGAAAGAAAAAUUAGAAUAUUUCUCAUCUAAUUUUUAACCACAUUCUUUUCCCUAAAUUAAUAUAUAACCACCUUACAACCUAAUAUAUUGUUAUAGUCCUUAAUUGAGUAUGCCAUUUAUUCCUUAAUAUUUUAUGACUACCCCUUUAAUUCAAUACGGAAUGGCGAGUUAAGAAACUUUGCUUUCGAGAUCUUAGGAAAUCUAAUCAAAGAAUUCAAGUUGAUGAUUUCCAUAUUUUACAAAUU